AAUCUAAAAAUACAAACAGCAAAAAACAGCAAGUCCGCGGCCAGGCAGCACGGCUGGGCAGAAUCCAGGGCUCACACCGGUAGCGACUGGUCAAACAGGCGGACAGUACAACGAACAAGUAACGACGACGAGGACCCGACAAGGAACAAAGGACGCUGAGGGGUUUGACCCAGGAAUCCUCCAUGGCGGCAGUGGGACCAGAUGCAACCGGGUCAUGGUUCCUGACACCAGGACUCUUCCUCCUCCUCAUCCUUCUCAUCCUCCUCUCCAUCUUCCUCACUGCUCUCUGCAGCGAUUGCAACAGUGGAUCAGAAGCUUUUCCUGAAAUCUGGCACCAGAACCACAAUAUGUCCAUCCAUGGGGUCAGGUCUGGAGCAGAGGUGAUCAUCUGUUUGGGUUUCAGAAACUCGUUUGAGCUCCAGGACUCAGAGACAGAGAAACGGCUGUCAGCUCUCAUCCGAGUGGUGAAGCUGGAGGAGGUGAAGGAGAACCCGAUGAUUGGAGAGAUCCAGAAGGACGAGAGAGAGUUUCGUCCUGGAGGAGGUCCAGCUGAGCCGGUCAGUUCCUCUGAGGGCCAACAGGGGGAGCUGCAGAGCCGCCCAGACUUGUAUGGCUCCGCCCCUCGAACCUGCGACCACGUCAGAGAUGGGCGGGGCGACGGAGGCGAGGCGCUGGGACCGUCAGCCAUCGGCUGUCAACGCAGCUUCAUUACGUCACUCAGUCCGACGAGAGGAACGCGGCUUCCGGUCGGGUCAGCAAGAAGCUCCGCUUGACCAACUCAGCUGUUCCCACACCGGAGGGGGCGGGGCCACCGCGCGGGGAGGAGCCUGAGCAGCAGCGGGAAACAGAAUGACCCCAACACCAGGGGGCGCUGUGGCAGCGGAGGAGGAGGAUGACGCCUCAGCAGGAGUUUAAACCGCCUGUUACCAUGGAAGCCUUUGGAAACCUUCUGAGGCUUCUGAUUGGUCCGUUGGGUUCCGACACAAACCGUUCUGAUCAGCUGAUUUCUGCUGCUCGCUUCAUGUCCAUCCAGAAGAGGGCGCUGCAGGAUCAGAAACUGAAAUAAAGUUUAAAAGAUUUUAAAGAUUUGUAAACACAGUGGUACAAAAACAAAGAUUGAUUCGUGUUCAGUUUCUUGUCGGAUAAUUAUAACUAUGCUAGUGACAGGUUCGACUGUCACUAGCAUAGUUAGCUCCCCGCACUAGCAUAGUUAGCUACUUCACUGACUCUGUUGUUCCGGAUGCAGAUGCGGGUUUUCUAUCCACACAAUGAAAUGAGCACAUGAAGCAUUUUGGGUUCUCUCUCCAAGAUUAGAAUUUUUAGCUAAAUUAUUUAGUUUGCUUACACCUGCUGCCAUAAACUAAACUUGGUCUGAUUAUUAGAGAACAGCCACGAACAGCAUAAAGUUACCUGAGCUCCACAGGCAAG
Messenger RNA from Poeciliopsis prolifica (blackstripe livebearer), 1428 nucleotides. RefSeq lists its product as uncharacterized. The transcript is spliced from 6 exons. The record is from RefSeq and is a predicted model, not a curated record. NCBI's taxonomy places the organism in Eukaryota, Metazoa, Chordata, Actinopteri, Cyprinodontiformes, Poeciliidae. Bases 183 to 773 code for a protein of 196 amino acids.